AUGAGUAGCGUGUUCGAUAAGCUGAAGAAGCAGAGGUCCAAGGAAUGCAAGGCGACAGAUUUUUACGAGGUGAAAAACAAAAAUGACGACAUUUACGAAGUGGUAGACGAGGAAGGAUACAUAGAAAACAAGAACUCCCUAAAGGACUUCAUCGUUGGAGGCGAGAAGGAGUUUGAUUCGAGCGAUGACGUAAUCGUGGAGGACAUAAGCUACGGCCUUCUUCGGAAGAGGGCUGCUGCCGAGAGGGAAGCCAAGGCUAAGAGGAACAAACCAAUAGACGACUUCGUUCGGGAAAAGAAAAUUCAGAAGAUCUUUUCCACAGGUAAAUUAAGCAAGGAAGAAAUAUCCAAGGCAAAGAACAUCGAACGGUUGAUGGAUGCAAACUCCUCUUCUAGUGGCAGCGAGUCGGACCACUUCAACUUGAAAAGGAAGACAAGAGACUCCUACGAAAGGGAUCGUAAUAACAAAAAAGGGUGUCACAUUAGGCAGAUCAUCCGUGGUACCGAUAGGCAAAUUAGUCAGUUAAGAGGCAGUUCUGUGGUGGAGGUGGAGAGAGAAGGGGUUAAUUCAGGAAAGCAUCAUGACCCCGCUGGCGUGCCCCCAAGCAGCGCAACUCUACAUGCAGAGGGAAAAAAUGGCUCCAACGCUUUUCUUCCUACGAAAGGGACAGAUGGGCAGAUAAAAACGGAAGUGAUGGCAAAGUGCGAAGAAGGUGUUGAGGGCACCGUUGCUGAAGACAUGGACCAUGUGGACGGAGAAGAGACGCAAGAGGGAAACAAGAAAAGGAAAGUGUUCACGGGGGAAGACAACUUAGGGAAAUUUUCAACGCAGAGUUGCAAAGGGGAAAACGAUGGUGCAAAGAAGGGAAGUGAGGGAUCUGUACCCCUCUGGAGUAUCAAACAGGAGAAUGCACCAGAUAGGAAACAAACUGAUCCAGGUAGCGUUGUAUCGAGGCUCGAGAAAAACCACCCCGUAGAGACAUUCCUAGAAAUGGGAGACUCCCCAUCCGUGACGCAGAAAAUGAAGAAGGAAUCAAGUGGAAGCAUCGACGAGGGGGAAGACGAGCAGGAAAAGGGUUGUAUAAAUGUAGCCGUCGGAUUGAAGAACAGAGCAGAUGAGUUAGUCACGAAUGAGGAAACUGGGUUUGUUAACGUGUACCUCUUCGACAUAUGUAAGCACAGAAAUAGUAUUAUCCUGUUCGGAAAAACGAUUGCGAAGUCUAAGCUGCACAGAAGCGUGAGUAUAUACAUUGAAGACAUGCACAGGUGUUACUAUUUCUUGCUAUUGAAAAAUAAGGUUUACAAAAAAGAUGGCGUCGAAAUAAGGAUUGGACACAAGAAUUACAACACAUGUAUUUUGUCCGACUUUCUGGAUGAGUUCCAAGCGAUUAGGAAGUACCACCAUAUUGAGAGCAUAAAGUGCAAAAUAGUGAAGAGGAGAAACUUGAAUGUAAACUCAAGUGAAGAAGAUAUGUAUGCCAAGGUAUUUUACACAUACAACUGUGACCCGAUUAGCGAGAAGUUCCUGUCUGGAAGGACGUACUCCUCCUUCUACUGCUGCAAUGAAGACAUCAUCGAGCAUUUCAUCGUUAAGAAGCACUUGAAGUUGCCCUGUUGGGUGAAGGUGAAGGAGCUCAACCUGAACCCAGCUAACAAUUUGACCUACUGUUACUUUGAUUGUACUACUACUAACUGGAAGAACAUCUACCCGGUGGAGAAGCGCCUCGAGGGGAGGGUCUCCCCAGGGAUGGCCACCAUUAGCGGGGGUAACCCAAUCGGUGGUAGUAAUCCAAUCGGGGGGAGUAACCCAAUCGGGGGUGGUACUGCCCUGCUAUCCGCAACAACGCAGGCAAAUGGCAACCCCCCGGAGGAGACGCAAAAGAAGGGGGAAACCACCCCAGGGGGGAGCAACCACCUAACCGACCUGGACCUGAACAAAGUGAUCAUCAAGGUGGUAUCCCUCCUAAACGAACAGAACCACCACGAGGUAUUCAGCAUCUGUUCCAUGGUGGACAUGCAAGGAAAAAAAUCCAUCAACUUCUGUGGUAUAUCAGCCAAGGCGGGAAAAAAAACGCCUCUCAUAUAUAAUAAGAACAACGCGAAAGUGUUCGACUCGGAGAAGAGUCUGCUGGAAUCCUUUCUCCAAAGGAUGAAAACCCUCGACACGGACAUCUACAUCGGUUACAACAUUCUGAACUUCGACUUGGAAUUCAUCAUACAUAGAUGCAACGUGCACAAUUUGAAUGCAGAUUUCCUGAGCAGGAAAAAAAAGCUAAAAAAAAACGACCGAAUGAAGGUUAACAAAUUUAAUGGCACCAGUAGCACCGGUUCUAUGUAUAACAUUAUUCAACACAUUAAGGGAAGGCUCAUCGUGGAUAUUUACAUGCUGUGUAAGGACCUGAUAAAGCUAACCAGCUACAGUAUGGACGAAAUUAUCGAUAGCGUGAGGAACAAAUUCCAGGAUAGAGGUCGGACGGGCAACUCGACCAACAAGACGAAUGGUGCAUCAUCUGGUAGUAACCCCCCCCCUAACGUCUUCAAAGAUUUCUCCGUGAAUAAUAUAAACCUGCUAAACUGCAGCAACAUCCAUCUGUACGACGCGAAGGAGAUCCUGGAAAACCACCUCAGCAUGUAUAUUCACAGUCAGCUUUUCUGUGUGCAGGAAAUAGGAAAUGUAUGCAAGGUGUUGCAAAUUAUAGAAAAGACUAGAGAUCUGACCAAACUGAGUGGCUACCUCUGGUCGAGGAGUCUACUAUGCUACACCAGCGAGAGGAUAGAAUACUUUCUUCUGCAUGAGUAUAAUAGGAAGAAGUUCAUCACCCCUGUGGUUAAGAAGAAAAUUAAAAAGAUUGAAAAUGAUCAGGUGAAAAGUAAAAGUGCGGCCAAGUAUUCGGGUGGACUUGUAUUAGAUCCCCUAUGUGGCUACUACGAUACGUUCGUUCUGUACCUUGACUUUAACAGCCUCUACCCGUCCAUUAUUAUCGAGUAUAAUGUCUGCUUCAGCACGUUGAAGGGGAAGGGUGGACACAACGAGAUCGAACCAGCAAACGGGUUAGAAGGAUCAAACAGUGUUGGCGUCACCAAGGGGGAUGAUGCCACGAAGGAGCUGAGCGAUCCGGCCGACUCCACAGACCUGACCGAUGCAGACCCGGGGGAGGUACUCGCCUCAAACGAACCCAUCGAAAUGGACGAUUUUGAUAAAACCAAACCGGGUAUCCUACCGUCGAUCCUUAAGAACCUUGUGGAAAAAAGAGCCUUCAUAAAAAAAUUAAUCGCAAAUGAAAAGAACAAGGAAAAGAAAGAACUCCUCCUGAUUCAGUCCCUUUCCAUCAAACUGAUAAGUAAUAGCAUCUACGGUUGUCUGGGAAAUACAAACAACCGUUUUUACGCUAAACACAUGGCUUCGUUUAUUACACUGAAGGGAAGGAACUUACUUCAACAUACGAAAUCCAGGGUGGAGAGGGAAUUCAACUUGAAGGUAAUUUAUGGAGACACAGAUUCGAUCAUGAUAGACACGGGCAUAAAAGCGCAAGGAGUCAAUAACUACAAAGAGGCCUUCAGAUUAGCCCACGUUAUAAAAAACACCAUCAACAAGAGUUAUAAGAAGCUCGAACUGGAUCUCGAAUGCAUUUUUAGUAAGCUCCUCCUCCUGAAAAAGAAAAAGUAUGCCUGUGCAAAGGUCAUGGAUGCCAACAUGGAAAAGUGUGAAUACGAGAUGAAGGGAAUAAAUUUCAUUAAAAGAGACUUUAGUAAAAUUUCCAAGCUUAUUGGGAAUGAGGUGCUAAAAAUAAUUUUCAGUAGCAAGGAUGGUCAGGCAUCGUCUGGGAAGGCCACUGAGGGAAUGGAAGUCCCCGUUGAAAAUGACCUCUCUGAGCAGAUCCACGAGUACCUGCGGGGCGUGCACCAGCGGAUCCAGGCGGACGAGUUCGACCUGGACUACUUCGUAAUUACAAAAAAACUGACCAAAAACGUGAGCGAAUACCAGGAGAAGAACUCCUUAGGACACGUCCUCGUGGCGGAGCGCAUGAUGAAGGACGGCUACAACAUCAGUGUUAAUAAGGAGAUCCAAUACUGCGUAUGCACCAGUGAGGACGCAUCCAAAUUUUUCAACAAGUCGGGAAACGAAAAGCUCAACAACUCCCUCUGUUGCUUCAGUGUCAGCGAAAUAAAGAAGCAUAAUAUGAAGGUCGACAAGGAGUACUACAUUAGGAACCAGAUCCUCUCUCCUAUAGGCCGGUUAUGCCAAUACAUCGAAGGAACGAAUGCAGAAAAGUUGGCUUCCUGUUUUAACAUUUUCGAUGUAAGGGAAAUAAAAACGGACUUUCAGAUAGAGGAGAAUUAUCAUGAGUCAAAUGUCUUGUCGUUACUAAACCAAUCAGAAGACAGGUUCAAGGAUAUUCACUUGAAGGGCUACCUGACCUGCUCUUCCUGUGCACACAACGUCAAACCAGCCGUCUUCAUAAAAUACUUCCGGUGCAAUAACUGCCUUAAAUUCCUAUCCAUUGAAAAGAUAAGGAAUUAUAUAUUUUCAUUUGUGCACCAUUUAUUUGCCACCUUCUACAAACAGCUCUACGUGUGCAGUAGCUGCUCCGUCAAGACGAGACGUGUACUCCUUAAUGCGGCCAAGGACUGUCCGAGUCCUAAUUGUGAAAAUCCAAAGGAUUCUCUGAAGCCGCUCGUUUCGAAGAAGUACAUCUACCGCAUGCUAGAGUACUUCCUCUUUUUGCUCAAGGACAAUUUGAGGGAACUUCCGCAAAAACUCCUCGAGGGGAAGGUUGGUCAGGCGUCCAACCCUGGGGAAAAUCAGGACCAACACACCACUGUGCAUAACCAGGAUGGACACACCGCUACGCAAAAUCAGGACGGGCAACCCGAUGCAGGAACCCCAUACGCAUCGGACACCUUCGUUUACGUCUGCAUCGAUGAGAAGUUUAAAACGCACAUCCUUAGCGACCAAAAACCGAGCAAGAAAAAUAUCAAGGUGGAGGCGUACGACGAUAUAUGCAACAGAAGGGAACUCGGGGUCACCAUAACGAAGGGGCUACAAAUGAAGUACCCAAACACCUCGAACUUUCUCACCUACCUAAACUUGAAGACAAGUCAGUUCUGCAUUAACUAUAACGACGAGAGGAACACCAUUCGGCAGUCCUUGCACGGCCUUGUGCGCAACAACGUGUAUGCACAGAUUUACUUCGACAAGGUUUUCUCCAUCUUCCAGCAGCCGCUCAGUUCGAAGAUUGUGGAGUUAUGA
Molecule: messenger RNA, 5250 nt
Organism: Plasmodium coatneyi
Lineage: Eukaryota; Apicomplexa; Aconoidasida; Haemosporida; Plasmodiidae
Product: DNA polymerase
Exons: 5
Coding region: 1-5250 (1749 amino acids)
Biological process (GO): mitotic DNA replication initiation; leading strand elongation; lagging strand elongation
Cellular component (GO): alpha DNA polymerase:primase complex
Molecular function (GO): single-stranded DNA binding; DNA replication origin binding; purine nucleotide binding
Source: RefSeq, a predicted model, not a curated record